AAUCCAACGGCUUGUGAGAACACGUGCUCUGAUGCUCAGCAGUCUUUUCGAUGUUUUAUGCGAUGUUUAGCACAGCUGUCAAACUACCCAACAAAUGUCAAAUUAUGUAAACAUGACAUAACUUUGGGAAAUUUAUUGUUUGGAUGUGUUUUGAAAGUUGUGCAAAAGUUUUCGGUCUGGCCUGUAGUGUAGAUAAAUGAAUAGAAAAUGGUUACUGUCAGUAAAUGCAUUUCCUAAAAUGUUACCUUCGCGGCAUCCUCUAAACUGUUGGCUCGGUCGAGCAAUUUUGCUGCGAUGUUUCGAAUCACAGAGUCGAUGGAUCAGCUGUUCCGUGACGCACCGUCGAAGUCACUACGAUUCGCUUGGUGUGACAUCGAACGCAACCCAGAACGAUAUUAAGCAGGCGUACUAUAAACUGUCUAAACUGUACCAUCCGGACAAAAACAAGGGAAGCGAAACGGCGGCAGAAAAGUUCCGGGAUAUUACGGCAGCGUACGAGAUCCUAGGGAACUACCGUUUGAGGAAACUGUACGAUAAGGGUAUUCUGCAUACGGCCGGCCGACAGUUUGCGAGCGAAGCAGCGACUGAGGCGGCAGAGCACACUGAAGACGACGCUCAGACGCGGUUCUAUAAGAAACGCAUGACCCGGACGCAUGCUCCGACGGCAACGGGACGAACACCGAUCUACGAUUUCGACGAGUGGGCCCGCAGUCAUUACGGGUCUAGGUUUGAUCAAAAGAUGAAGGCGGAGGAGCGGUUCAGGAAGAAGGCUGAACGAGAAGAGAUUUUCAAAACCCGCUUGCAGCAUGAGUACAUCAUAUUUCCGCUGUUAUUUUUUUGUAUACUGUACUGUGUGAUAGUGUUCCAUGAGGGUACUUACGAUACUCCCAAACCAGUAACGAAAGAUGAGCCUUGAAAAGGCCAAAGGGUAUAGUUUGUGUUAAACUGGAGUCAUCGUAUUAUUUAUCUGUAAAUAUUUUAGACCAAUAACAAUAUACAGAAGGCUCCCGUGCUUCGCGAGUCAAAAAACACCAA
This is a messenger RNA of Anopheles funestus (African malaria mosquito), 1035 nucleotides long. Its product is annotated as dnaJ homolog subfamily C member 30, mitochondrial. Lineage: Eukaryota; Metazoa; Arthropoda; Insecta; Diptera; Culicidae. The transcript has a single exon. The record is from RefSeq and is a predicted model, not a curated record. The coding region runs from base 197 to 916 and encodes 239 amino acids.